This is a messenger RNA of Ipomoea nil (Japanese morning glory), 2000 nucleotides long. Its product is annotated as pyrophosphate--fructose 6-phosphate 1-phosphotransferase subunit beta-like. Gene Ontology annotation, biological process: glycolytic process; response to glucose; photosynthesis. The record is from RefSeq and is a predicted model, not a curated record. Gene Ontology annotation, cellular component: cytosol. The transcript is spliced from 16 exons. Gene Ontology annotation, molecular function: 6-phosphofructokinase activity; diphosphate-fructose-6-phosphate 1-phosphotransferase activity; ATP binding. NCBI's taxonomy places the organism in Eukaryota, Viridiplantae, Streptophyta, Magnoliopsida, Solanales, Convolvulaceae. The coding region runs from base 87 to 1790 and encodes 567 amino acids.
UCAGCUUUUGAGUUCCGGCAGUUAACUUCUCUCUAUCACUCAGCUCUUCUCUCUCUCCCUCUCUCUGUUUUCGGCGAAAUCAAUCCAUGGCGGUGGCGGCAACUUCCCUAUUCACCAACGGCGGUACUGUCUCGGCGAAGAGUUUCACAAGUCGUUACGCCUCCGUUUACAGUGAAGUUCAGAAUAACCGUCUCGAUCACCCGCUCCCUCUUCCUUCCGUCCUCAAAAAGCCCUUCAAGGUUGUCGAUGGCCCCGCGAGCUCUGCCGCCGGCCACCCUGAGGAGAUAGCAAAGCUGUUUCCUUGCCUAUUUGGACAACCAUCAGCAGCAUUGGUACCGGAUGACUCAGGUGACGUUGCAAUGGGCCAGAGCUUGAAGAUUGGGGUGGUUUUAUCUGGAGGCCAAGCUCCUGGAGGACAUAAUGUUAUCUCUGGAAUUUUUGAUUACUUGCAGAAAUAUUGCAAAGGAAGCACAUUAUAUGGGUUCAGGGGCGGACCAGCUGGGAUCAUGAAGUGCAAGUAUGUGGUACUGACCCCAGAAUAUAUUUACCCAUAUAGAAAUCAGGGUGGAUUUGAUAUGAUUUGUAGUGGAAGGGACAAGAUUGAGACUCCAGAGCAGUUUAAACAAGCUGAAGAAACAGUAAAGAAGCUUGAUUUGGAUGGCCUUGUAGUGAUUGGUGGAGAUGACUCAAAUACAAAUGCUUGUCUUCUUGCUGAAAACUUUAGGAGUAAAAAUAUGAAAACUCGUGUGAUUGGAUGCCCAAAAACCAUUGAUGGAGACUUGAAAUGCAAGGAGGUUCCUGUGAGUUUUGGGUUUGAUACAGCAUGCAAGAUAUAUGCUGAAAUGAUUGGAAAUGUCAUGAUAGAUGCAAGGUCAUCAGGAAAAUACUACCAUUUUGUGCGGCUUAUGGGGCGUGCUGCGUCACACAUUACUUUAGAGUGUGCUUUGCAAACUCAUCCAAAUGUCACUAUGAUUGGAGAAGAGGUUUUUGCAAAGAAACAAACUCUAAAGAGUGUUACAAGCUACAUCGCUGAUGUGGUCUGCAAACGUGCAGACCUGGGGUACAAUUAUGGAGUCAUACUCAUACCUGAAGGGCUCAUAGAUUUCAUUCCUGAGGUCCAACAACUCAUUGCGGAACUGAAUGAAAUUUUGGCUCAUGAUGUUGUAGAUGAAGCUGGUGUUUGGAAAAAGAAAUUGAGUCCGCAAUGUCUACAGCUUUUUGAGAUAUUACCUCAAGCUAUUAGGGAGCAAUUGCUGCUGGAGAGAGAUCCACAUGGCAAUGUCCAGGUUGCCAAAAUUGAAACAGAAAAAAUGCUUAUUCAAAUGGUUGAGACCGAGUUGGAUCAGAGGAAACAAAUUGGUCAAUAUAAUUGCGAAUUUAAGGGGCAGUCACACUUUUUCGGUUAUGAAGGAAGGUGUGGCAUGCCGUCCAACUUUGAUGCCACAUACUGUUAUGCAUUGGGUUAUGGUGCGGGGGCACUGCUUCAGAGUGGGAAGACAGGAUUGAUAUCAUCGGUUGGGAACUUGGCUGCCCCAGUUUCAGAAUGGACUGUUGGCGGAACAGCACUAACAGCAAUGAUGGAUGUUGAGAGAAGACAUGGUAAAUACAAGCCUGUGAUAAAGAAAGCUAUGGUAGAACUUGAUGGUGCACCAUUUAAGAAAUUUGCAUCAAUGCGGGGAGAGUGGGCUAUAAAGAACCGUUAUCUGAGUCCUGGUCCCAUUCAAUUCGUGGGUCCAAUUGCAGAUAAAGUAAAUCACACCUUACUGUUGGAGCUUGGCGCAGAAUCAUAAGGGAAUCAAGGCACAGUAAAUGGUCCUCUUUCCCAGAACGAGGGCCUUUUGAUGUAGAGAACACUAAAUCACACCUUACUACUGCCUUUACUUUUUCUAAUAAAUCGUUUGUGAUGUAAACUUUUGCAAACAAUUUCAGCAGUGGUUGCGGUUUUGAGCUCUCAAAAGCCAAUUAAUUAAGCGGUGCGUGCUUUUACUCCCAGUUUUAAA